GACAGAAAGAAAAAGAAAAAAAGAAAUUAAAUUUAAAAAAAUAUUUGAAAUCAUCGCACGACCUUUUUCUAAUCAAUUAGUUGCAACAACGUUUAUGUCAUAUAUUAUUAAUGUAAUUACAAUAUUUGUGUCUUGAAUGAACUUGAAAUAGUUGUUGUAGGUUCGGCCAAUAUAACCUUUUUAAAACAAUUAAAAAGUGGUGAUGAUUCCAGUCAUCUAGUUUUUAUUAGGGCUUAGUUACCAAAAUUGAUUUGACUUUUUUGCGGAGUGAGAGAAUUGAUAAAUUGUAAACCACAGUUCUUCCAUCUUCUUCACAACAAGAUCAGACUUAGAUUACAACAACUAAACAACAUGACUGAUGUUAAUGAUAUAGAGGAUCAAAUAAGAAUAUAUAGACCAUCUUUGGGUCCAUCUUCACCAACCAAUCAAGAUGUUCAACAAACCAUCCGUCACAUCAAACACAAUGACAAUGACAAUGAUAAUGAUACCACGUAUAGAUCAGUAAGUGAACAACUGGCAUUGUUAGAUAGCUUCCCAUAUAGUCUUGUAAUGAAAGUAUCUAGUUCAGAACCUAGAGAUGUGUUACAACUGGAAAGAACUUGUUUAACUUUUAUACGGUUCUCAACUUCCUUAUUUUUUACUGCUUUAGGGAUAAUUGUCAAUUUUAAAUUUAAUUCAAGUGGUCAACCUAUCGAUGAUGAUAAUCCUAGGGGUAGAUUUAAUGCUUCACUUUAUUCCACAAUAGUAUCUUAUGUAUUGUUAUUACUUUCAUUGGCAACUUUGGUUUUAAGUGGUAUUAAUUAUUUUAUAACGGUUCAGAGAUAUGCGAAUCAUAAGAUAAAUACAUAUAGUUUCAAUAACUUUUCAACAGUGAUAGUUAUGACAUGUGUGAUUAUAACAUUAAUAGCAAUUAGUAUAAGUUUAAUCGUCGAAGGGUAUUUAGAACAACGAGAAUAGAAUAUAAACUCACCUAUAUACAACAUAAUA
Messenger RNA from Scheffersomyces coipomensis, 987 nucleotides. RefSeq lists its product as uncharacterized. The transcript has a single exon. The coding region runs from base 352 to 957 and encodes 201 amino acids. Lineage: Eukaryota; Fungi; Ascomycota; Pichiomycetes; Serinales; Debaryomycetaceae. The record is from RefSeq and is a predicted model, not a curated record.